UUACUACGCUUCUACUUUACUACGUUCUGCUUUACUUUACUACGUUCUGCUUUACUACGUUCUGCUUUACUACGUUCUGCUUUACUACGUUCUGCUUUACUUUACUACGUUCUACUUUACUACGUUCUGCUUUACUUUACUUUACUACGUUCUGCUUUACUUUACUACGUUCUACUUUACUACGUUCUGCUUUACUUUACUAUGUUCUACUUUACUAUGUUCUGCUUUACUACGUUCUGCUUUACUUUACUACGUUCUACUUUACUACGUUCUGCUUUACUUUACUACGUUCUACUUUACUACGUUCUGCUUUACUACGUUCUACUUUACUUUACUAUGUUCUACUUUACUAUGUUCUACUUUGCUAUGUUCUGCUUUACUUUACUACGUUCUACUUUACUACGUUCUACUUUACUACGUUCUGCUUUACUUUACUUUACUACGUUCUGCUUUACUUUACUACGUUCUACUUUACUACGUUCUGCUUUACUUUACUACGUUCUGCUUUACUACGUUCUGCUUUACUACGUUCUGCUUUACUACAUUCUGCUUUACUUUACUACGUUCUGCUUUACUACGUUCUGCUUUACUUUACUACGUUCUACUUUACUACGUUCUGCUUUACUUUACUUUACUACGUUCUGCUUUACUUUACUACGUUCUACUUUACUACGUUCUGCUUUACUUUACUAUGUUCUACUUUACUAUGUUCUGCUUUACUACGUUCUGCUUUACUUUACUACGUUCUACUUUACUACGUUCUGCUUUACUUUACUACGUUCUACUUUACUACGUUCUGCUUUACUACGUUCUACUUUACUUUACUAUGUUCUACUUUACUACGUUCUACUUUACUUCGUUCUACUUUACUACGUUCUGCUUUGCUAUGUUCUGCUUUACUUUACUACGUUCUACUUUACUACGUUCUACUUUACUUCGUUCUACUUUACUACGUUCUACUUUACUACGUUCUGCUUUGCUAUGUUCUGCUUUACUUUACUACGUUCUACUUUACUACGUUCUACUUUACUUCGUUCUACUUUACUACGUUCUGCUUUGCUAUGUUCUGCUAUUCUCCAUUCAGUUCAAAGGCUUUAUUCUGCCAAAGCAUUCAGGUACAAAUCAAUAUUCACACAAUACAGUAAUAUUAAACACAACAUGAUGAAGAGGUGAUGUUUGUUUCAUGUUUAAUAGGUUUGGUUGAAACUGUACAGAGGAAUGUGUUAAUUAGAUCAGUUACAGUUUAAAUCCGACUUCUCCAUCAGGAGACGUUUAUAUUUUAUUUGUUUUAUGUAGCCGGGGCUCCGGCUCUGUUGUUGUCUUGUCUGGUUGUUUUAUGUGGCAGAGAUGUGAGGGAGGGGUCUGGGAGCUGAACAACAUGUCACCCUCCCUAAUGACUGGCUCCUCUAGCGCCACCUUCAGGGCAAACUUUACAUGUUUUGCUUCUAAACUCACUUUAGUUUUAAUUUGUUCUGUUACUUUGUUGUUUGCUCCUCUCUGUGUUCAUGUUUUAUUUUGUGAUUUUAAUAUUUCAUGGUUUAAUUAGACAGUUAAAGUCUCUGAAGCUCCGUUUAGAAAACAUUAGUUUUUAUUACUUUACAGUUCAGAC
Molecule: messenger RNA, 1609 nt
Organism: Siniperca chuatsi (mandarin fish)
Lineage: Eukaryota; Metazoa; Chordata; Actinopteri; Centrarchiformes; Sinipercidae
Product: ATP synthase subunit a-like
Exons: 2
Coding region: 202-1173 (323 amino acids)
Source: RefSeq, a predicted model, not a curated record